AUGUCUGAAAAUCGGCGACAACAUCUUUUUGAUUCAAAUGUAUUCCUAACGCUCGAUUUAUUGUGGGCAAAAGAAGAAGUGGAUCCCUACUAUAAGGCAAGGAAAAUAAAUGGCGAGUUUUAUCGAAAUUAUGAAGAACAGAGACAAAAUCCCGAUAAAUUCUACGACUACACCAGAAUGAGUGUAGAAACUUUUGACUAUAUUCUAGAAACUAUCAAGAGUGAUUUACAGUCUGGAAUUAAUCCAAAAAGUUUUAGAGGUAUAUCUCCAGCAGAAAAAUUAUACAUAACGCUUGGGUUUUUGGCGAGUGGGCAGCCUUUCAAAAGACUGUCAUUGUCAUUCAGAAUGGGAAAAACAACGGUAGCCAACAUAGUUUAUGGCACUUGUAAAGCUAUAUGGAAAAAUUUGGUACAUUUACAUAUGCCAAAACCGACAGAAGAAUUAUUGAAAAAUAUAGCGGAAAAAUACUAUGAAAAAUGGCAAUUUCCUAAUUGCGUUGGUGCUAUUGAUGGCAAGCACUGUCGAAUAAAAAAUCCUAAGUUCGCUGGAUCAUCGCAUUAUAAUUAUAAACAUUUCUUUUCGAUGCACUUGCAAGCGGUCGCGGAUGCUGACAAAAGAUUCGUUUGUAUAGAAGUUGGAGGAAGAGGGAAACAAAGUGAUGCAGGGACAUUCCAUUACUCUAAUUUGAACCGUUUACUUCAAAGUAAUAACUACAAUAUACCAGGUCCACAAUAUCUACCCACAUCAGAUAUCGUUCUACCAAUGGUUUUUAUUGGAGAUGAAGGAUAUCCACUCAAAACAUAUUUGAUGCGACCUUAUCCACAAAGCGUACUUAAUGCACAAAGUGAGUUAUUUAAUAAGCGAUUAUCGCGGGCUCGAAAGACUAUUGAGUGUGCUUUCGGAAUUUUAAGAUCCAAGUGGCAUAUUUUCAGAUCGCCCAUAGAGACAAACAAAUGUCAUGCAAGAUUACUCAUCAAAACUUGCUGUUUGUUGCAUAACAUUAUCCGAGAUAAGGACGGUGAUAAUGACAUUGCCUAUAUUACUGUCAAUACGAAUCAACAAACAUUACAAACACGAUUACAAACCAACGCCCGGACGUCUUAUCAAGCACAAUAUAUACGUGAAAAAUUCAAAGAAUAUUUUGUAAAUAAUCCCAUUAGCUACUAAUUAAUUUGUAAACCAUAAUAAACAUUGUAUAUAACAUAAUAAAUAAUUUUUAUAUUCACCUACCUUCAAUAUUCA
Messenger RNA from Amyelois transitella, 1242 nucleotides. RefSeq lists its product as uncharacterized. The record is from RefSeq and is a predicted model, not a curated record. The transcript is spliced from 2 exons. Bases 1 to 1167 code for a protein of 388 amino acids. NCBI's taxonomy places the organism in Eukaryota, Metazoa, Arthropoda, Insecta, Lepidoptera, Pyralidae.